AUGUCUUUCAGAGGAGGAGGUGGACGAGGUGGUGGGCGCGGGGGAGGGUUUAACCGGGGUGGGGGAGGGUUUAACCGAGGUGGUGGCGGGUUUAACCGGGGUGGCGGCGGUGGCAGAGGAGGAUUUGGUGGCGGCAGAGGAGGAUUUGGUGGAGGUAGAGGUGGUUUUAACAGACAUCAAGAUUAUGGUCCUCCAGAACAUGUUGUAGCUCUGGGAGAGUUCAUGCAUCCAUGUGAGGAUGACAUUGUUUGCAAGUGUACGACAGACGACAAUAAAGUUCCUUACUUUAACGCACCAGUCUACCUGGAAAACAAGGAGCAGAUAGGGAAAGUUGAUGAAAUAUUUGGCCAGCUGCGGGAUUUUUAUUUUUCAGUAAAACUUUCUGAAAAUAUGAAGGCGUCUUCAUUCAAAAAGUUACAGAAGUUUUACAUAGACCCAAUGAAGCUCCUCCCACUGCAGAGAUUCCUCCCCAGGCCACCAGGAGAGAAGGGUCCACCAAGAGGAGGUCGAGGUGGAGGAAGGGGCGGUGGUCGUGGAGGCGGAUUUCGUGGUGGCAGGGGCGGAGGUGGUCGUGGUGGAUUUGGACGCGGUGGAGGAGGGGGCUUCAGGGGUAGAGGAGGAGGAGGAGGAGGUGGAGGUGGCCGGGGUUUCAGAGGUGGGAAAUGACUUCACAGUGACGUCUGCUGUCGUUCCUGUUUCUCCAAACAGAAGGUGUGCUUAAUCAGACUGAGCACAAGAACAUGGACAUUAGCUCGACUUCUUGGGCUUGAGCGGAUUUCCUCAUCUUGUAUUUUUGAAGGAAUUUUGUGGAUGAGUGAUGAAUGUUUGUUUGUUUUUUUUUUGUUUUUUUUAUUGAAAUGUUAGAAAUAAUGCCUGUGAAAUUUGGUUAACUACAAUGUGUCAUGAAGUGUUUUAUGUUCACUUUGGGCUGAUUGUAGCAGAAUGCUCCACCGUUAAAAUUAUUGGAACAAGAACAUUUCUGUGAUGAGCUUCAAACAGUGGAAUGUGUGAAGGCACAUUUUAAAUUUUAAAGUUUGUUUUCAGCAUUUGUAAUACAUUUAGUACUAAGACCAUUGCUUUUGUUGUUUCCACUUAAAUGGACCAUAGAAACAACUUUAUUUUAAAUACAGUUGGGUUCAUAA
This is a messenger RNA of Thalassophryne amazonica, 1142 nucleotides long. It is a transcript of the gene gar1, whose product is annotated as GAR1 homolog, ribonucleoprotein. Gene Ontology annotation, biological process: snoRNA guided rRNA pseudouridine synthesis; ribosome biogenesis. The coding region runs from base 1 to 666 and encodes 221 amino acids. The record is from RefSeq and is a predicted model, not a curated record. The transcript is spliced from 6 exons. Gene Ontology annotation, cellular component: box H/ACA snoRNP complex. Gene Ontology annotation, molecular function: box H/ACA snoRNA binding. NCBI's taxonomy places the organism in Eukaryota, Metazoa, Chordata, Actinopteri, Batrachoidiformes, Batrachoididae.